Passer domesticus (house sparrow) is the source of this 2444-nucleotide messenger RNA. RefSeq names its product deoxyhypusine hydroxylase (gene DOHH). The record is from RefSeq and is a predicted model, not a curated record. Gene Ontology annotation, biological process: peptidyl-hypusine biosynthetic process. The coding region runs from base 572 to 1672 and encodes 366 amino acids. Lineage: Eukaryota; Metazoa; Chordata; Aves; Passeriformes; Passeridae. Gene Ontology annotation, molecular function: deoxyhypusine monooxygenase activity. The transcript has 5 exons.
GCAAAACUCCUUCGGAGGUUUGAAACUUGCUGCGUAAACACAUAUGGGAAGGAGAGGGAAGGAAGAGGCGGAGCAGUGGCUUGCAAGGGCUGACACCAGCCUGGAAUUAAACUGCACCCACAAACUCAGGGAUGUGCUGCCCUGAGGUUUGUCCAGCCUAGCACCCCCCAGCCCCUCUCCAGAGGGGUUUUGCUCAGCCUAGCACACCUGGCCUCUCUCCAGACAGGUUCACCCAGCCUGGAACAUCCUGACCCCUCUCUGGAGGGGUUCGCCCAGCCUGGAACACCCCUGGUUCUUCUCCAGUGGGAUUUUGCCCAGCCUGGCAUCCCUGACCCCUCUCCUGAGGGAUUUUGUCCAGUCUCGCACCCCAGGUUCCUCUCAGGGUGAUGCUUGCCUCAGGGCUCUGGCACUGCCUGAACCCUCUCUGGUGGGAUUUCUCCCAGCCUGGAACACCCCCAGCCCCUCUCAGGGUGGUGUUUGCCCAGGCUGUCAGCCCAGCCCCUCUCGGAGGGGUCAGUGGCUCAGUCCCCGCGGCCCCGCCCGGCUCUGCGGCCGCUGCCCGGGCCCGGCCAUGCUGGACAGCGCCCCCUGGCGGCCGCCGCGCCCUCAGGCGGAGGGGAGGCAGCGCCCCCUCGUGGGCACCUGCCGUGCGUAUGGCGCAGGCGCAGCCGGCGGGCGGUCACGUGGCGGAGCAGCAAGAUGGCGGCGCGCGGAGUGUGACCGAGGAGCCCCCAGAGCCCGCAGCGUGCCCGGCCCCGUGCGCGCCAUGGUGACGGAGCAGGAGGUGGAGGCCAUCGGCCGCACGCUGGUGGACGCGGCGCAGCCGCUGCCCGCCCGGUUCCGGGCCCUCUUCACCCUGCGGAACCUGGGCGGCCGCGCGGCCGUGGAGUGGAUCAGCCGCGCCUUUGGGGACGGCUCGGCGCUGCUGAAGCACGAGCUGGCCUAUUGCCUGGGCCAGAUGCAGGACGAGGCGGCCAUCCCCGUGCUCAUCCGCGUGCUGGAGGACACGGCCCAGGAGCCCAUGGUCCGGCACGAGGCAGGUGAAGCCCUGGGUGCUAUUGGGAACCCUGACGUGCUGGAUAUCCUGAAGCGCUAUUCCCAGGACCCUGUGGUCGAGGUGGCAGAGACGUGUCAGCUGGCCGUGAGGAGGCUGGAGUGGCUGCAGAACAACAAGGAGAGGCCAGGCAGCAGCCCGUACCUGUCCGUGGAUCCUGCUCCCCCCGCUGAGGAGACGGAUGUGGCCAAGCUCCGGGAGAUCCUCCUGGAUGAGUCCCAGGAGCUGUUUGAGCGCUACCGGGCCAUGUUUGCUCUGCGCAAUGUGGGGGGCCAGGCUGCUGUGCUGGCUCUGGCAGAAGGGCUGCGCUGCGGCAGCGCGCUGUUCCGCCACGAGAUCGGGUACGUGCUGGGGCAGCUGCAGGACGAGGCGUGCGUCCCUCAGCUGACGGCCACGCUGCGCAGCCGCGCCGAGAGCCCCAUGGUGCGGCACGAGUGCGCCGAGGCGCUGGGCUCCAUCGCCCGGCCCUCGUGCCUGCGGGCCCUGCGCGCCUUCGCCGGCGACGAGGAGCGCGUGGUGCGCGAGAGCUGCCAGGUGGCCCUGGACAUGUACGAGUACGAGAACGGCGCCCAGUUCCAGUACGCCGACGGGCUCUGCAAGCUGCGGGCCUCCUCCUGAGCCCGGACUGGGGGCACUGAGGGGGCUGUGCCGCCUCCCACCCCCUCCUGCCAAUGGUGGAUCCGUGCCUUGCCACGCAGAGCCGGAGGAGGGACUGGGUUUGCUCUCUGGCACAAUUACAGCCACCUUUUCCCUCCAAAUCCAGGCUGAGCUGCUACUUGCCUCCCCAGCACUCCUCGCCAGCUACUGUUUCCUGGAUCUGCCCCUUUUCCCUGCCAGGAUCAGCGCUGCCUGCCCGCAGCAUGGCUUGGGGCUUGGACCAGGUGGGCUCUGCUUGGCAUGUCAGAGCCUGCUGCAGCUCUGCAGGGCUUGGGCCUGCCCUGGGUUGGCGCUGCCCCGUCGGCAGCUCCAUUCUCCACAGCUGAGCUUUGCUGGGGGCUAGGAUGGGCUUUGGGCACCCACUCUGUGGGCUGUGGUGUUAGGAUGCUUCAAAAUUGCUCUUGGUGAUGGUGCCGAGCGGGGCCCUCCUCACCCGCGCAGUGGGUUUGGCUUCUCCUGUUGGGACAAGCUGGAGCUGAGCCUGUGGCAGCCUCUGCCCUAGGGUGGGGGAUAUUUCAUGGCAACGUUGGGAAGAUAUGGCUGGGGUUUCUUCUGCAGGGAAGGGCGCUGCCACUAGGGUGGGCAGGGUGAGGCAGAGCCUGCCUGAGCUUUCCUCUGUGUUUAACCAAGGCCAGGAGGGCUGAGGCUGCUGCUGGCACCCAAAUCCCUCAGUCAGCCCAGCCUGGGCAAUGGGGUUUGGGGUUUGGCAGGGAAUAAAGCACUGGCACAGGAA